AUGUGCGCUCAGCUGACGUUUGCUGUGCCAGCGAGGUUCCACGACUUUGAGAAGGAUCUCCCGUCCCUGGAAGGCAAGGUCGUCUGUGUGACGGGCUGCACGACUGGAACUGGCUUCAUUGCUGCCAGGACAGCGGCCAAGAAAGGAGCCCAUGUGGUCAUGCUGAAUCGCCAGAGCGCACGAGCUGAGGCAGCGGAGAAGUCUCUCUUGGAAGUCGCGCCAGGCAGCAACGUCACUUCCGUGGCCUGCGACCUUCAAAGCUUCGACAGUUUGCCGACAAAGGCCACGAAGCUGCAACAGGAGUUGAUCAGAGUUUCCGCAGACUUUCGACCGUUCUCGGACAAGCUGCUGGCCAAGCCUGACAAGUUCGAGGCAAAACAGCUCUUCUGCAUUGAUGUUCUUUGCAACAAUGCCGGCGUCAUGGCAUUGGCAGACGAGGCCACGAAGGACGGCUACGACGUGCAGAUGCAGACCAAUCAUUUGUCGCACUUCCUCCUGACCAAGGAGCUCUAUCCACUUCUCGAGAAGGCUGCGCAGGAGCGGGGCGAUGCGCGGAUCGUGAAUCACUCCUCAGGCGCGCGGAAGUUUCCGAGCAAAGAGCUGGACGCAGACUACUUGGGGAAGAACGGCGGCAGCUUGGGCGGCAACGGCAACUCAAUGUUCUUCGGCGGUGCUCGCUGGCAGAGGUACCAUCAGACUAAGCUGGCCAAUGCAGUCUUCACCCUGGCUUUGGAUGAGAGGCUCCGGGCAAAGAAUUCCAAGGUGAAGGCCCUUUGUGCUGCGCCGGGCCUGGCUGCAACCAAUCUGCAGGUAACUACGAAUCAGGCGGAUGGCUUCAACGACGCGUGGAUGAUGCGCUUCGCGCAGUCUGGGGAAGAUGGGACCAUGCCGCUUCUCACGUGCUGCGUUGGAGAAGGCGUGCAGUCUGGUGAGUUCUACGAGCCGGAUGGCAUGGCAGCUAUGAAAGGCAAGCCGACCAAGAUUGACUUGGAGCCCAUCUGCACAAAGCCGGAGUCCAGAAACAUUCUGUGGCAUCUUGAUGAAACAUGUGGUGCGAACUUCCAUGUGCGAUUCGCGAAGGGGUUCAUGGCGAGUUCAACUUAUAAUAUGGGUUGUGUGUGGGGGGCGCCUCUCGCACCUUUUGCUCAGAUCUAA
Symbiodinium sp. CCMP2456 is the source of this 1155-nucleotide messenger RNA. The record is from the annotation of a GenBank genome assembly. Lineage: Eukaryota; Dinophyceae; Suessiales; Symbiodiniaceae.